ACGUCUGAUUCAAAACCCUCCAAAAACUCACUCCCUUCCGUGGCAUCCUCACCAAAUCAUCAAACUGUUUUGUCGUAUAACAGUCUUCUCCGGUAAUACGUCUCUCCUUUCUCUAUAAUAAUUCUAACAAACAAUAACCCUCAGUCUCAUCUGAAACUCCCAGAGGACUUCAUAACGGCUGCUGUUUUUUCCCCAAAUUAGUUCAAAAGGCGUUUCAGUGUAGUGUUAUUGCUUCGUGCAUAUAUGGGUUUUGCCAAGGAGUACGAGUUCUUAACCGAGAUUGGUAUCGAGCCUCGAAAUUCUGGUGCCUUUGUUAAUGGUGUUUGGAAAGGGAGUGGUUCUGUUGUCUCCUCUGUUAAUCCUGCAAACAACAAGACCAUUGCUGAAGUAGUAGAAGCUUCUUCUCAAGAUUAUGAAGAAGGCAUAAAGGCUUGUUAUGAAGCCUCAAAGAUUUGGAUGCAACUUCCUGCACCAAAGCGAGGCGAGAUUGUUAGACAGAUUGGUGAUGCACUAAGAACCAAGCUUCAGUACCUUGGUAGACUUCUAUCACUUGAAAUGGGAAAAAUUCUUCCAGAAGGAAUAGGAGAAGUUCAAGAAGUCAUUGAUAUGUGUGACUUUGCAGUGGGCUUAAGCCGACAAUUAAACGGAUCUGUGGUACCUUCUGAACGUCCAAAUCAUAUGAUGCUUGAGAUGUGGAAUCCUCUUGGAGUAGUUGGUGUUAUUACAGCCUUCAAUUUUCCUUGUGCUGUUCUUGGAUGGAAUGCAUGCAUUGCUCUAGUCUGUGGAAAUGCUGUUGUUUGGAAAGGUGCCCCAACCACACCUUUAAUAACAAUAGCAAUGACUAAGCUAGUUGCAGAAGUGCUGGAAAAAAACAGUUUACCAACUGCCAUUUUCACCUCAUUUUGUGGGGGUGCUGAAAUUGGUCAAGCCAUAUCAAAAGACACACGCAUACCCUUGGUUUCAUUCACUGGAAGUUCAAAGGUUGGUCAGAUGGUUCAACAGACUGUGAGUGAGAGAUUUGGUAAAUGUCUGCUUGAAUUAAGUGGAAAUAAUGCUUUAAUUGUAAUGGAUGAUGCCGACAUUCAGCUUGCUGUUCGCUCUGUUCUAUUUGCUGCUGUUGGUACAGCUGGACAACGCUGCACUACAUGUCGUAGACUUCUUGUUCAUGAAAAGAUAUACGACUCUGUAGUCGAUAAAUUACUUGAAGCAUAUAAGCAAGUUAAAGUAGGUGAUCCUUUAGAAAAUGGCACCUUGCUUGGACCUUUGCAUACAAAAGCAUCAAGGGAGAAUUUUGAGAAGGGCAUAAAGGUCAUUAAGUCUCAGGGAGGGAAAAUCCUCACCGGUGGUUCGGUUAUAGAAUCUGAGGGAAACUUUGUACAGCCGACAAUAGUUGAGAUUUCACCAAGUGCUGAUGUUGUGAAGGAAGAACUGUUUGGUCCUGUACUUUAUGUACUAAAAUUUAAGGAUUUUAAAGAAGCUGUUGAGAUAAACAAUUCUGUACCUCAAGGAUUGUCAAGUUCUAUUUUCACCCGCUCACAUGAACUUAUCUUUAAAUGGAUUGGACCUCAAGGAAGCGAUUGUGGUAUUGUUAAUGUAAAUAUACCAACAAAUGGUGCUGAAAUUGGCGGUGCUUUUGGUGGUGAGAAGGGGACAGGUGGUGGCCGUGAAGCCGGAAGCGAUUCUUGGAAACAGUAUAUGAGACGCUCGACUUGUACGAUCAAUUAUGGGAGCGAGCUACCACUUGCACAAGGAAUCAGCUUUGGGAAUUAAAAUGUUGGUGGUUUGGAGUCUUAACUGCUAAUAGCAUUGUUGUGUGAUACUAUUGUGAAACAUUAAAUAAAAGAACCUCAUUUACUCA
Messenger RNA from Lactuca sativa (garden lettuce), 1858 nucleotides. RefSeq names its product aldehyde dehydrogenase 7B4 (gene ALDH7B4). The record is from RefSeq and is a predicted model, not a curated record. Gene Ontology annotation, molecular function: aldehyde dehydrogenase (NAD+) activity. NCBI's taxonomy places the organism in Eukaryota, Viridiplantae, Streptophyta, Magnoliopsida, Asterales, Asteraceae.